This is a messenger RNA of Annulohypoxylon maeteangense, 2536 nucleotides long. RefSeq names its product amino acid transporter. The record is from RefSeq and is a predicted model, not a curated record. Gene Ontology annotation, molecular function: transmembrane transporter activity. Gene Ontology annotation, cellular component: membrane. Gene Ontology annotation, biological process: transmembrane transport; amino acid transport. The transcript is spliced from 2 exons. Bases 651 to 2243 code for a protein of 530 amino acids. NCBI's taxonomy places the organism in Eukaryota, Fungi, Ascomycota, Sordariomycetes, Xylariales, Hypoxylaceae.
GAUCGAUACCCCGGCCGAAACAGAGGCUCCGGAGUUCAAGCUUUUUUAGUCUCCGUCUGCCCCGCGUAGCGUGGCGCUGGAGCAAGACUUCACGUAAAAUACAUGUAAGUAGCAGAUACGGGACCCACUAACUCGGUGAACAAAGAGAUCAUAGAAUACACAUAUGUAAUGUAAUAGAAUAACAAGAUCAAACCCUAAGGAUGCUUGAUAAGAAUUAGCUUUUUUUUAACAGGGCCGAGAACGCUUUCCCUCCAAAGUCAUAAUCACCCUCUUCUUCUCUACAUUCUUCCUUUUGUUUUCCCUUCCCUCUCUAUUCAUUCUGCUGUCGGGUUAAACAAUAUAUUGUACCUCUACCAAAUACCACAUAUUUAGGUCGGUAGGCAGGUAUGGUUAUAUGUUUAUAAUUUAAAUUAUAUAUUAUCCGGGACGUCUUCCCGCUAGGAUAUAUCUUCGGAGUAUCAUAUAUUCUAUAUAUUCGACAUCGAUCAUAUUGAGCAUCGAGACGCAAAUUCAAAACUCGUCAUAUCCGGUAAAUCAGGGAGAAAGGAGAGAGAGAAGAAAAAGAAGGAGGGGGUAAUAGAGGAAAGUAGGGAAAGGAAAGGAACUUGGUCCAGGACCAGAACCAAGCUAGUCGAAGGAAAAGGAAAACUAUGGGUGAGAUCGAAGAACGAGGUCGGCGCCACAGCAUCAUCGCUCAGGAUGCUGCAGCGCUAGCGCAUCUUGGUCACAAACAAGAACUCAAGAGAAAUUUCUCUAUGAUCUCUAUGCUUGGGCUCGCCUUCGCCAUCCUUAAUACAUGGACCGCCCUUGCUGCUUCUAUCUCCCUCGCUUUGCCCUCAGGUGGACCCAGUUCUGUCGUCUGGGGUCUCAUGGUAGCAGGUAUCUGCAAUUUGUGUCUCGCCGCUUCGUUAGCUGAAUUUCUUUCCGCCUACCCAACUGCCGGAGGACAGUAUCACUGGGCCGCCAUUGUCGCGUGGAAGAAUUGGAGCAGGAGCAUCAGCUAUGCCACUGGUUGGAUUAACGUAAGCGGGUGGGUCGCGCUGACGGCCACGGGGGGGUUGCUAGGGAGCACAUUCAUCAUCAACAUCAUCUCGCUACUGCAUCCUGACUACGAGACCAAGUCCUGGCAUCAGUUCCUAAUCUACAUCGGCUUUACCUUCAUAGCGCUCUUUAUCAAUGCCUUCUCGACGCGAUUAUUACCCUUGUUCACCAAGGCCGCUUUCUUCUGGAGUCUGACAGGGUUCGUCGUCAUUAGCAUAACCAUACUCGCGUGCGCAUCGCCAAACUACCAAAGCGGUGCCUUCGUCUACGGCGAAUUCAUCAAUGAGGUCGGAUGGCCCGAUGGCGUGUCUUGGCUGCUAGGAUUGCUACAGGGCGCAUUCGCGCUCACCGGUUUCGAUGCCGUGGCUCACAUGAUUGAGGAGAUCCCGCAACCACAUAUCCGUGGCCCGAGGAUCAUGCUUUACUGCAUUGGUAUCGGCAUGGGAACAGGCUUCGUGUUUCUAUCUUGCCUACUGUUUUGCGUCGACAACAUCGACAACGUAAUCGAGUCUAGCGCUGGCCCUCUACUACAAAUAUUUAUGGAUGCCACCAAAAGCUCCGCGGGCAGCGUGUGCUUACUAAUGUUCCCCCUCGUAUGCAUGCUUUUCACUGCGACGACACUAAUGACGACGAGCAGCCGUAUGUCUUACGCGUUUGCACGAGACCGCGGGCUUCCAUUCAGCCAUAUCUUUGCGCGAGUUCAUCCAAAGUUGGACGUGCCGCUGAACGCGCUGCUCUGGACAGCCGCCUGGGUCGUCGUGUUCGGGUGCAUCUUCCUCGGGUCAUCGAGCACUUUCAACGCUAUCACAUCGGCAUCUGUUGUCGCUCUCGGCGUGACGUACGCCAUCCCGCCGUCUAUUAACGUGCUGCGUGGACGUAGGAUGUUACCGGAGAAUCGCGCGUUCAAGUUACCUGGUGUGGUCGGCUGGAUUUUGAACUUAGUUGGCAUAAUUUGGACAAUCCUGACAACUGUCCUGUUCGUCUUUCCACCGGAGUUGCCGGUUACAAGCGAGAACAUGAACUACUGCGUUGUUGCAUUUGGUGUUAUUUUAAUCAUCGCCAUGGUUACAUGGAUCUUCGACGGUCGCAAGAAUUACACGGGGCCGCAUGUAAGCGUUGAGGGGCUAGAUAAGGGCAAGAUCGAGGGCGUAGAAGCCAUACUGGAGCACGCAACCGAGACUGAUUCAAAAGCUGCAGCAUGAAUAAGCCUAUGGUAAAAGUUCAUGGAUAAUCCAACAUCUUCCCGACGUAACUAGUGGAGUCGGAUGAAGACAGGAUAGGACAACUAUAUACGUGUGCGUGCGUGCGCGUAUAUACAAUAUGCAGUAUUUCUCAAUAAAAUGUAUAAUUACAUAUGUAUAGUAAGUCGCACCGACAGUCGCAAUGGGUAAUGAGGGCGGACUGGUAUGAGAAUACAUACCUUUUGCUAUGGGUGCCACCCCCACAAUAUAGUCGCUCACAUGCCAGUCGAGCCGAGGCAAAGCAAAUAUACCAU